This is a messenger RNA of Strongylocentrotus purpuratus (purple sea urchin), 1865 nucleotides long. Its product is annotated as 3-ketoacyl-CoA thiolase A, peroxisomal-like. Lineage: Eukaryota; Metazoa; Echinodermata; Echinoidea; Camarodonta; Strongylocentrotidae. Gene Ontology annotation, molecular function: acetyl-CoA C-acyltransferase activity. The coding region runs from base 145 to 1500 and encodes 451 amino acids. The record is from RefSeq and is a predicted model, not a curated record. Gene Ontology annotation, biological process: fatty acid beta-oxidation; phenylacetate catabolic process. Gene Ontology annotation, cellular component: peroxisome. The transcript has 11 exons.
AUAAUGUUUACAUCGCCCACACACACACCCUUUCUUGAACUUUGACCAAGUUCUUCUUCCUAAAAAAGAGGAGCGAAACGGUGGAAAGGCCUUGAAACAGCAUCUUUGUAAAGGUUAAAACCUUUUCUGGUCUCAGUUAGAUUGAUGUCGCAUUCACAAGAGCCCAGUAUGCAUCGAAUGAAUGCUUUGUUAGGUCAUCUUUCCCGGGGAAUUCAGCAUGGGAUCCCUGCUACAGGGACCGCUGCAAGACUGCACAGCUGUACCCCGACACUGGCGGCGGCAGGCGGGACGGUUCAGCGGCGGGCCGUGGCAGAGAGGAAGAAAAAUACAGACGAUGUGGUGGUUGUGUCAGCGCUGAGAACGCCCAUCGGGAAAGCCAGAAAGGGUUCAUUUAAGGACACCCGCCCUGAUGAUUUACUGGCUGCGGCUUUCAAGGGGGUGCUGGAUGAGACCAAGAUCUCCCCGGACAGGCUGGGAGACAUUGUUGUCGGGAAUGUGCUGUUACCAGGGGGAGGGGCUAUUCAUGCCAGGUUCGCUCAGUUCUACAGUGGUAUCCCAGAGUCAGUACCAAUCAACACAGUAAACAGACAAUGUUCUUCAGGUCUUCAAGCCUUUAUGAACGCAGCAGGAGGCAUCAAGAGUGGCGUUUAUGACGUGGCAAUGGCUAGCGGAGUUGAGUCCAUGUCCCGUUCGCCGAUGUACCAAGGCGAAGACCUCAACCCUAAAGUCAUGCUUGAUCAGACCACCAAAGAUUGCCUGAUUCCCAUGGGGAUAACGUCAGAAAAUGUUGCUGAGAAAUUCGGUGUGACAAGACAGCAACAAGACCAAAUGGCCUUGGAGUCUCAACUCAAAGCAGCAGCUGCACAGACAAAAGGUUAUUUUGACCGAGAGAUCAUUCCCGUUACAACAGUGAUCAUCGAUGAGGCGGGGCAAGAAAGCCCUAUCACAGUGACCAAGGAUGAUGGUGUACGUGGUAACACGACCAUAGAGGGCCUUGCUAAACUCAAACCAGCAUUUUCCCCAGAAGGCACUACCACAGCCGGAAACUCCAGCCAGGUGAGUGACGGAGCAGCAGCAGUGCUGGUAGCAAGUCGACAGGCUGCCGAGUCUCUCAACCUCCCUGUGAUGGGUGUCCUAGUAUCCUACGCUGUGGUGGGUGUCCCACCGUCCCUCAUGGGCAUCGGACCGGCCUACGCCAUCCCAGAGGCCCUUAAGAAGGCGGGCUUGACGGUCGAUGACGUUGAAAUCUUUGAGAUCAAUGAAGCUUUUGCAAGUCAGGCGACAUACUGCGUACAGAAGCUCGGCAUUCCCAUGGAGAAGGUUAAUCCGAAUGGUGGCGCUAUAGCACUGGGUCAUCCGCUUGGCUGCACAGGGGCACGACAGAUCGGUACACUUCUUCACGAGUUGGACCGCAGGGGUAACAGGGCCUAUGGUGUAGUGUCCAUGUGUAUCGGUACUGGAAUGGGUGCUGCAGCAGUUUUCUACUACCCAGGCAAAUAAAGAAACAACACCAAAAUACAAAGAAGUGGUACCAGCAAAAAUUACCUUGCUACGAACAGUAUGAUACGACAGUGUUCUGUAUAAUUAUGACGUUUCACUGGACAUGUAUUUGUAUAUGUAAGCAGAGACAGAAAUUAAGAGGGGUCAGGCAAAUGACCCCCUCAUGUUCAAAUACACCCAAUACACUCAUACCCAUUCCAUUUUGAGAUGCAGUACAAUAUAUGGACGCAUACGGACAAACACCUUGUCUGGGAUGUAAGCACUAGGCAAAUAUUGAACCCAAAACCUCUCAUACGAGAGUCGGGGGAUCUUUACCAAUGUACUGCAGUACACUCUUACUUAAGUAUUCUGUUGUCUACCUUUAA